UAUCCAGCUUGUUAUCCAAUAGGACUGUGGGGGAAAAACUACAUCUGCUCAGGCUGGGCUGAGUAAACACAGAAGAUACAGUGACACAUUUAAGAACACAUCCAAAGAAGAAUUGGAAAUAACAGCAAUAGGUAUGGACAUGUGGUUGCCUUUGCUGCUACUAGCUUCUGUAGUCAGUCAGGCUGCUACAUCUAGAGCUCGAGAAUGGGCUCAUCAUGGGGCCCCCAUGUUUGCUGAUCUCUCUCCUGAGGAAAUGAAGUCUGUGAGAAACUAUCUCCACUCCUUAAGUGAGCUCGGCCUUUCUUCAGCACGAAGCAAGGCCCUCAAAAAGAACAGCAUCCUUCUUAUAGAGCUACAUGUUCCAAUGAAGCAUGAGGCUCUGCGGGCACUGGACAGGGGACAGGCAAAACCAUCACGCAAGGCUCGGGUGGUGAUACAAUUUGCCAACCAGGCCCAGCCUAAUAUAACUGAAUAUAUUGUUGGUCCUUUGCCUUCUCCAAAAUCCUACCAGCUCAAGACCUUUAAAGGUGACCGGCCCAUCAGCUUUGAGUCCCGGCCGAUCACAUAUGUAGAAUAUGGGCAUAUAGAAGAUAUUCUAAACAAGGUUGGAAAGAAAUUGAACAAACUUUUGUAUGAAAGCACAGGUUUUACAUUUGGAAAUUGCACCAAUCGAUGCUUAACCUAUUCUGACAUAGCUCCUCGUGGACUAGAACCAGGGGAGAGACGAUCCUGGAUAAUGCUGCAGAAAUUUGUAGAGGGGUACUUCAUUCAUCCUGUUGGUUUUGAGAUUCUUAUCAACCAUAAAGACCUGGACCCAGAGAAAUGGACUGUGGAAAAAGUGUGGUACAAUGAACAAUACUUUGACAGUGUGGAGGAGCUAGAAGAGAAGUAUGAAAAGGGAACAAUCAAUAAACUUAAGCUGCCUGAGCAUGAUGAAAAUGAUCUCUUUUCCACUUACAUUCCUCGUGGCCAAAGCAACACACGCUCAAAUAUCAACGGGCCAAAGUUUGUGGAGCCUCAAGGUACCAGAUACCGGGUAGACAAAAACUUUGUGGAGUAUGCCGGAUGGUCUUUCGCUUACCGCGUUCGCUCAUCUGCUGGGCUGCAGAUUUUUGACUUGCGUUUUAAUGGCGAACGAAUUGCCUAUGAAGUCAGCCUGCAAGAAGCUAUUGCCUUCUACUCUGGAGACACACCAGCUGCAAUGCAAACAAAAUACAUCGAUGCUGGCUGGGCAAUGGGAACCUCUGAUUUUGAGCUUGCACCAGGUAUUGACUGUCCUGAAAUUGCCACUUUUGUUGACAUGUAUCAUUUCUACGAUACGGACAAGCCAGUCAGAUUUAAGAAUGCAUUAUGCAUAUUUGAGAUGACAACAGGCAUGCCUCUUAGAAGACACUUCAACAGCAACUUCCAAGGAGGCUACAACUUUUGGGGUCUGGAAAACCAUGUUCUUGUGAUAAGAACCACAUCCACUGUUUACAACUAUGACUACAUCUGGGACUUCUUGUUCUAUCAGAAUGGAGUAAUGGAGUCUCGGGUUAGUGCUACAGGGUACAUACAUGCUACAUACUUCACAGAAAACGGACUGAAAUACGGAAGCAAGGUUUAUGACUAUGUUCUCGGAAAUAUGCACACACAUCUUGUUCAUUACAAAGUGGACCUUGAUAUUGCAGGGCGUGACAACAGCUUUGAGUCUAUAGACCUAAAAUAUGUCAACUUCACCAACCCCUGGAGUUCUCGACACACAAUCAAACAAUCCAUCCUCUCCAGGACGCAACAUGAAACAGAACGCAGUGCUGCCUUCCGCUUUGGAAAAAAGUUCCCUCGUUAUUUGCACUUCUACAACCCCAACCAGAAGAAUAAGUGGGGGCACCAAAAGGGUUACCGUAUUCAGUUUAACUCACAUGCGAAUUCUGUACUGCCACGUGGAUGGAAAGAGGAGAAUGGUAUUCCAUGGACAAGAUAUCCUUUGGCUGUAACUAAACAUAAGGAUAGUGAGCCCACCAGCAGUAGCAUCUAUACCCAAAAUGACCCAUGGGAACCUGUUGUUUCAUUUGAGGACUAUAUCCGCAACAAUGAUAACAUUGUAAAUCAGGAUUUGGUUGCCUGGGUUACUGUGGGAUUCUUACACAUUCCUCAUUCUGAAGACAUUCCCAACACAGCAACUCCCGGAAACUCUGUAGGCUUCUUCCUUCGACCGUUCAACUUUUUUAACGAAGACCCCUCUCUCUCAUCCUUCAACACUGUUAUUGUGCGACCAGACGAAGAGGGUAAACCGAAAGUUCAGAGAUGGACUCCAGAGGUCGUCGGUCACUGUGUCUCAGAGAAGCCUUUCUUCUAUAAUGGCACAUACGCUGAAGUCUAGAAUGCAGAAUACAGUUGUUUGUAAAGUAAAUUCUAUGAUGAACUGUACACCAUCUUCUCACAUGCAUGCAUAUAUGCAACCUACUGUACUUAAAUAUACAAACUUUGAACUAUAUGUGUAAAUAUAAGUGGAUGCAGGUUUGACACAAUAAUAAUCUCAUUAAAUAUGAAUAUGUAGGUAUUGCUUUUGUUUUGGGAUAAUUGCUUAUAUUAUGAACAAUAUGAAAAUGUUUCUAUUUCUGGAUGUCUUUUUAUUAUUAAAGACACAAAAAUAAAAUGCCUGGGAAACCAGCAUGUAAUUCCA
Molecule: messenger RNA, 2665 nt
Organism: Silurus meridionalis
Lineage: Eukaryota; Metazoa; Chordata; Actinopteri; Siluriformes; Siluridae
Gene: aoc1
Product: amine oxidase copper containing 1
Biological process (GO): response to antibiotic; amine metabolic process
Cellular component (GO): plasma membrane
Molecular function (GO): quinone binding; primary methylamine oxidase activity; copper ion binding
Source: RefSeq, a predicted model, not a curated record